Aspergillus bombycis is the source of this 549-nucleotide messenger RNA. Its product is annotated as RTA1 domain-containing protein. The coding region runs from base 1 to 549 and encodes 182 amino acids. NCBI's taxonomy places the organism in Eukaryota, Fungi, Ascomycota, Eurotiomycetes, Eurotiales, Aspergillaceae. The transcript is spliced from 2 exons. Gene Ontology annotation, cellular component: membrane. The record is from RefSeq and is a predicted model, not a curated record.
AUGCAGAGUACCCUACUGCUCGUUGCACCCGCGCUUUAUGCCGCUAGCAUAUACAUGGAGUUGGGCCGAAUCAUCCAUCUAGUCAGGGCGGCAAGAUUGGCAAUAAUCCGGGUGGCAUGGAUGACCAAGAUUUUUGUUGCAGGAGAUCUACUCAGCUUCCUGAUGCAGGCCUCAGGUGCGGGUAUUAUGGUCUCCAAUUCUAAAAGCGCUGGCGAAGAUAUCAUUCUGGGUGGCCUAUUCGUCCAGAUUAUUUUCUUCGGGUUCUUCCUCAUCACCGCUCUCGUUUUCCAGAGGAGAUUAGCCAGACGUCCCACUUCAGAGUCCGCUGAUGAUAACACUCCCUGGCAAAAGCAUAUGUUUGCAUUGCACUUUUCGAGUCUUCUCAUUCUGAUCCGGUCAGGUUUUCGAGUCGCGGAGUAUAUUCAAGGCUCGGAUGGCUUCCUACUCCGAAACGAAGUCUUUAUUUACGUGUAUGACGGAUUGCUAAUGCUUUUUGUAACCGUUGUCUUUCUGGUUAUUCACCCAGGUGAGGUUAGUUUCUUGGGCUGA